Messenger RNA from Laetiporus sulphureus 93-53, 1342 nucleotides. RefSeq lists its product as uncharacterized. The transcript has 4 exons. NCBI's taxonomy places the organism in Eukaryota, Fungi, Basidiomycota, Agaricomycetes, Polyporales, Laetiporaceae. The record is from RefSeq and is a predicted model, not a curated record. Bases 38 to 1054 code for a protein of 338 amino acids.
AUUCUUGCUUCCCUGCCUCACACCAUCACUAUGUACGAUGUACGACGCACACCCAUCCGACGUGCAGCCUGUACAAGUCUACAGAGCUGAGCUUGUCAAUGAUUUUAUUGUUCGUGCCGCGGGCUUAGAUCCCUCCCGUCACUCUGAUACGGAGCUGCUGCCGCCUCCGCCUACACCGCUCUUCAAUCAAGAACCAGAGGAGCUAGUCGACAUGGCCCUCGCUAGGUUGCAGGGUGCAGAUUUGAGACCAGUGGAGUGGAAUGGGCUUCUGUACAGACGGAUGGGCGUCCCUGUUCUGAUAAAAGAUUUUGCUUUCAUUCUGCCGGACAACUCUAUAGAAUAUGCCUCCAAGAUCUUGACUGAUAUGGGUCUCCCACGAGCACAGAAAUCCUGCUCCCUCUCGUGGACUGAAGGCGAUUUCCACACGAGAGGGGUGUUUCAUCGAGUCACUCGGGAGACCUCUCCGGUUGCUGUCCAGCACAUCGUACUUUACCCUGCGUCAUUCGCCGAGAUCUCGGUACAUUCCCUGUUGGUAACGUCUGCGCCUUCGAUUCUCGGCGUCGACAGUCCCCGCACCCCAAACUAUCUCGUCCCGCAGCCCUCGGCAAUCUAUGCAUCGCUGGUGCGUAUGAUGCAGCGGUAUCCCCGCCAGUGCUCUACACGAUGUCGUCUCAACUCAGACCUAUCCCAACUCGUUGGCUAUGACCUCCUUUGUCUAGAAGAUGACUUUAUCGACCCGCACGACGAGGAACAAUGGCAGAAGUUGGGUAUGGACCGGAGGAUAGAACAGGCAGUGUGCGAGCUCAGGGGCUGGAUAUGGGAACCUGGCGAGGAGUGGAUAGUAGACGCGUUGGAGGCUGCGGUCAGAGGUUCUGCGGAAAUCGACUUUCUACCUUGCGUUCAUAGCACUGCUAUCAUGUCUCCCAAUGUCCGAUGUAUAGAGAUUCCGAAUGGCCUUAGUCAUUUUCGGGUUAUGACGAGCUAUUGCAGAGCCUGUGCUUACAUCAUUAUGACCCCCCCCCCCCGCGUUGCCCGUUCCCACGCUUGUAGCUAGGCUAUCCGUCGUACCUGACACACAGUGGGACCUGCGCAGGGACUUCGUGAUCGGGAGGGAGCGCCUGCAGCAGGUCGAGAUCACGAACAUCCUCGCAUUCUUGGAGCCGACAUUUUUACGCCCCAACUGCCAGACCUCCACUGACGCGACGACCAUCUUGAACACUUCGAGGAAAGGUCUACGCAAGAUUCUUGAUCCCGAACCGUACCAUCAGUGGUUCAAGGAGGGCAGGAAGAACGUCUGGAGCCACUUGCCUGGGCUGUUUGGUCUUACCAACUGGGGAAACCC